AUGUACUCGAACUUCGACACCAUCUUCUCGAACAACGCGCCCGAGGGCGCGUUCGACGCCCUGUUCGACCCGCCCGGCAAGGCCAUGCUGACGCGUGACGCGAAGCCCAAGGCCCAGGACGCGUUCGAUGAGUUCCUCGACGGCUUCGACAUUCCCGAGGAGAAGUUCCUGUCGGACAUGGACUUCGCGGUGCCGGAAUGGACUGGCCUGAACGACAGUUUCGGCGCCCCCGAGGCGUUCCAGGCGCAGCAGCCCGCGCCCGCGCAGCAGCCCCAGGCUCCCCUCGCCAAGGCCGCCUCCCGCGGGUCGCUCCCGGACUUCGCGCGCGCGUUCAUGGGCGACGUCGAGGACUACAAGCCCGCGGGACCGUCGGACUUCCUCGUCCCGCAGGCGCCGUCGAGCAGCGCCGACGAGGCGUCGGACGCGUUCGACGUGGUCCCCGAGGCCGAGGUGCCCGUCGCGGCCCCGGCCCCGCGCGUCGCGCCCGCCCCGCAGGCCCCGCGUGCCGCCUCGUUCGCGCAGCACGCGGCGCCCCUCCCGACGGGCGCCGACGCGCCGUCGGUGCCGCUCUCGAUGGGCCAGCUGCCCAUGCGCCUCGACUUCAUGAGCGACGACCAGAUCGAGGCCCGCACGUCCGCGCUCGAGCGGUACCGCGCCAAGAAGGCCAACCGCUGCUUCAACAAGAAGAUCCGGUACCAGUCGCGCAAGGCGUACGCCGACGUGCGGCCGCGCUACAAGGGGCGCUUCGUGAGCAAGGAGGAGUACGACCAGCUCGUCGCGCAGGACGCCGCGCGCGCCGCGCUCGCCGCGCGCAACGGCGGGGCCAAGAACGGCGUGGCCAAGGGCGCGCGGCGCAGCAAGCGCGCGGAGUAG
Messenger RNA from Pedinophyceae sp. YPF-701, 873 nucleotides. Lineage: Eukaryota; Viridiplantae; Chlorophyta; Pedinophyceae. The record is from the annotation of a GenBank genome assembly.